Camelina sativa (false flax) is the source of this 3437-nucleotide messenger RNA. Its product is annotated as putative E3 ubiquitin-protein ligase RHA4A. Gene Ontology annotation, biological process: protein ubiquitination. NCBI's taxonomy places the organism in Eukaryota, Viridiplantae, Streptophyta, Magnoliopsida, Brassicales, Brassicaceae. The record is from RefSeq and is a predicted model, not a curated record. Gene Ontology annotation, molecular function: transferase activity.
CCGAGUAUUGGGGUCUUCGACAGUACACACUCGCACAGUCGAAAAGCUUUGGGGUUCCGAUCUCAAAGUUUUUGGCGGCCCAUUUUUAGAAAAUUCAAAUUAGCAAAAACGCAAUCUACAGUUUUUUUUUUCGUAUCUCUGGAGUCUGGAGGCAUGCGGACGGAGAGGAAGCAAAAUUAGAAAAGUCUACAGCAGAUCUACGGCAGAAAGUAUUCAAAAAGAGAGAUGAAUUGCAUAAGUACGGAGCACUAAGUCCAGUUCAGGACACAGUAAAUCCAACAACAAAAAGAGCUGAAUCUAUUUCUUCUACCAUACUGUGAGACUUAGGCUAUCCUCAAUACCAGACAGUCAUUUAGUCAAUUCUAUUCUUCAGAGACUGACCAAGGCAGAGAGUAUGUUCUGAUCAUAAGUCGCAAAUGUCAAUGUCCUCAACAAAAGCACCAUCAGAAUCUGAUACCAGUAAUAGCCACUAUAUGGAAGUUGUUUCAUCAAGAGUUUCUGGUGCGUGAAAGCUCUUUUUGCUGGCAAAAAUGAUGGCUCAAAGACACAUCUCUGCAAGACCUUCCAAAUUUUGACCUUGGAAUUUAAGCAAACAUCAACAUCACAUUUACACCUAAAAAGGUAAAUUUCCCCUUUUUACCUUAUUCUUUCUAUGACUUUUGAAUUUCAAAAAUUAUUACUUUCCAAACCGAAGUUUAAGAAUUAGAGACUAGGCAUUUCUUUGAAUUGCUUGAAUCUGCCUAGCAAGGUUUAUUUUGGUGUAAAUCCAUCUAAAGACAGUUCUGUGAAAAUAUGAAUGACAUAAGAUAUGAAGUUAUAUGUUCUAUACUGGAUUUAAUCCAGGGUAUCGUAGAGAUAUAAGUUGAUUUCUGUCUUAGAAGUUAAUAAGAAAAUUUAGUGUAGACGAAAUAGGAGACUAGAGUUCUUUAGCCAAAAACUGUAAGAGCCACAUAACUGUAACCUUAAAAGUUAGUAUGUGUCUGCUUCGACCAAGAAAACGAUUUUGAAAAGUUCAGGGGUCUUCAUAUUUUGUAUUUUAGCAAAGCUACAUCAAAUAGUUUUAUAAUCCCUAAACUCAUCCAUUUAGAAUCUAAGUUAGUGAUAUCUUUUGAUCAUUCCCACUAUGAGCGAGGGAGGUCACCUCUCAGGAUCCACUAUCACCAGUGAUAGAAAUAUACAUAAAUAUUUUUUAUAGAACCUACUGGGAUUAUAGAUAUUUCUGUUUUAAUAUACAUGCGAGGCUUAUUUUAGUCUCUAUAUGCGUAGAUGUUCUUUCCCACACUAGCUAUUAUAUUUAAAAUGGUAUGGGAAGUUUUAGCGAAUUCGAUAGUAGACCUCAACAGAAUGAGCAAUAUAUAUGCCAUACUAAAAGGGCCAAGUUGUUGAUAAACAAACGUAAAAAUACAAAAAGCUGUCUAUCACUAAAGGGAAAAGGGAAAAAACUGAUCAAUGUGGGUCACAAAUCAAAUCCUAAAUCAAGAUAUUUAUUUGGGGGUCCUAGGCACAAUCAUCUUGGUAAGUUUAUGUGUCAGUCUAUUAAAAGAUGUCAAGAAAACUUAUCUGCUUUUGCUGGUAGUGAAAAAUUCUUGUUCAAAAAGUAUAAACACUAUUUCCCUAAAGUUAACAGAUUUGAGAAAUGAAGUUACUGGUUGACUGUUCAUUUGUGUUUGAGUUGAGUAGUUCACUAGGAAAUCUUCUUUGGAUGAAAUGUGAAAAGUUGGCAGGAUUGUCUUGCUUAAACUAAAAUCAUAUAAUCUCGGUAAUUAACAAAUAUUGGUAGGUUAUUGACUUAUUUCAAAUCUUAUUAAAUAAAUAAAUGAAAAUUCUUAGAUUUGAGUUGAGAAUCUUGUCCUAAUCCAAGUGAAGAGGCCAUAGGUAUAGAUAUAUUUAUUUAAGUAAUCACCACUUUUCUAAAAGAGAAGAAUAUAAGAAAUGAAAGCUUACAGAAGAUGUACAUAGUAACAGUGUGGUUGUAUUUAAGUGGGGUUGGUCUAUUUGUUGAAGUUUGUGAUUGAUUUUUACUGCUUGCUUGGACUUGAUCACCAAGAAUUCUAGAUUUUGGUGUAGAAACCUAGUUUCCAAAGAAAACUUUUACAUAUGCUUUUGUUCAUUCUUUUCUGGGGAAGGGUAGGCAAAAGAAGAAGCAUAUGAUUUAUGCUUAGCUAGUGUCAAAUAAUCUAAUAACCAAAAAUGAGUCAGCAAAUGAAAUGAUGGGUUUUAAUAAUUAUAUAGGUCCCAUGUUAAUGAGGAUUGAGACAUUUGAAUCUAAUCCUUAAGCAUUAUAAAGUUUCUAUUCAUCUUGUUUAGUGGAACCUCAUCACCUGCUUAUUCACUUCUUACCUUUUCAUUAUAUUAAAAGAGCCAUGAGGAAUAUAUACCCUUGUAUAUUAUAUAAAAAGGCUCUUUUUAUCCACUGAUGAUGUACAUAAACAUGUAUUCAUGUUACAUGUGAUAUGUGUACAUUUUAAAUUUCUUAUGUCAUCAGAUCUAGCCCCUAUUCUUAGACUAUAUAAGUAUAUAUGUUGAAUUUUGCAUUGGAAGAGGUAAAAUAUCUUAUCUAACAAAUAAACUGGUUACAAGUUAAAAUAACUUGCAAUUUGGUAUAUAAACAUGCAUUUCAAAUUUUCAAUAGUGUAAAAGUUGCUUUUAUUUUACUAAAAAGAAAGUUUUAGAUAUUUUAUAUUAUUAUAGAAUCUCAGUCCAAAUCUGAUAUGGUUGCACAGUUACCUGCUUUUGGUUAGAUAUACACAUACACAGGAUAUCUAUAUAUAACCUCCUCUUGUGCCUCCUCAGCUCCCAUCAAAACCCUCAUUUCUCAUUUGUGUGUUUCCUUUCAUUUUCUUUUUUUUGUUGAGUUUGAUUUCAAAAAUUAACUUUUGAAGUCAUGGUUGAUCCUCAAUCACCGAUCACACCACACCUAUACCCACAAGCAAUUCAACUGAAACUCUACCAAGCCUUCAUCUUCUCAAUUCCAAUCUUAUUUUCCAUCAUUCUCUUCCUAUUGUUCUAUCUCUUUUACCUCAAGAGAAGAGCCUCUUCUCUCUCCUCUGCUCCCAUGGUUCUUCCUGUUUCCUUGAGCCACCAGUCUUCUUCUCAUCUCCCUUCGAUUUGUUUGUUAGAUGUGAAAUUAGAGCUCAAAGAAAAGCUUCAUGUCGUUUUGUUCAAUGAAGAACUAGGAACAAGAGAUUCUCUAUGUUGCGUAUGUUUGGGAGAAUUCGAGUUGAAGGAAGAGUUGGUGGAAAUACCUUCAUGUAAACACAUAUUUCAUAUGGAUUGUAUACACCUUUGGCUUUAUUCUCACAAUACGUGUCCUCUGUGUCGCUCCUCUGUUUCCAUCUCCUCCACCAAAACCGCUGUGGAGGACGACAACGACCAUCCAGACUCUCCUCAAACUUCACCAGUGUGACUCAAACCCCGAAUGAAAUAAAGAAAACACA